CGAGCCUUCCUUCUGGAAGUCGCGCUAGUGGCAACCCAUUCCGCAACAUCGGGAAGAAACACAAACGGAGUCGAAGCAGGCCGCGAAGCUUCUGGAAUCCUCUCGACUCGAAUAUGCUCUCCUCGCUGUCGGCGUGGUUCGUGAACCCGCGCCGGAACCCGCUCGCCCGCCUCCACCGGAACGCCGUCGCCUCCCGCCUCCGCAAAUACGGGCUCCGGUACGAUGAUUUGUAUGACCCGUACCACGACCUGGACAUCAAGGAGGCGCUGGCGCGGCUGCCGCGGGAGGUGGUGGACGCCCGCAACCAACGACUGAAGCGGGCCAUGGACCUCUCCAUGAAGCACCAGUACCUCCCCGACGACGUCCAGGCAUUGCAGACACCAUUCAGAAGCUAUCUUUCUGACAUGCUGGCUCUGGUGAAAAAGGAGAGAGCAGAGCGUGAAGCAUUGGGAGCACUUCCGCUGUAUCAGAGGACCAUUCCAUAAAGUGGAGCACUUCAACAGGAGUUUGUGGUUCAGUUUAUCAGAUUUCCAUUGAGCUCGCAUAGCACAAUGGAACGGUAAACAGGCCUUGUAUUUAUAUACCUGAAUGUAUUCGGUGCAUUUUGUGAACUGGAAUACUGUACUCGGUGAUAAGGUUGUGCUUGGGAUAAUUACUGUCAGUUAACCCCAUUGCUUUGCCA
This is a messenger RNA of Phragmites australis (common reed), 682 nucleotides long. Its product is annotated as cytochrome b-c1 complex subunit 7-like. The transcript is spliced from 4 exons. The record is from RefSeq and is a predicted model, not a curated record. Gene Ontology annotation, biological process: mitochondrial electron transport, ubiquinol to cytochrome c. Lineage: Eukaryota; Viridiplantae; Streptophyta; Magnoliopsida; Poales; Poaceae. The coding region runs from base 114 to 485 and encodes 123 amino acids.